AUGCCAGAUAGCGCAAACGUGCAAGUGGCAGACAGUGUAACGCCACUCCAACGUGUUUUUAUACGAUGUCCGCUCUUCAAUUCCGAACGACCAGCCUUGUGGUUCGCCCAACUCGAGGGACAAUUUCAUCUCGCCGGAAUUUUCGAUGAAAUUAUGCAAUACCACUACACUUCCUCACACCUUGAUGCCAAGGCCGCCGCAGGAAUGGAAGACCUUCUUUUGAAUGUUCCCACAAAAACGCCCUACACUCGCCUAAAAGGGACACUGAUCGAACGCCUUACGCUCUCCCGAAAACCAGGACUACAACAGCUUCUCGAUCGAGAGACCUUGGGUGAUAGAAAACCGUCGCAAUUUCAACGUCAUCUUAGAAGCCUCGACAACACCGUUCCGGACAGCAUUUUUCGUACUAAGUGGCUUAGCAAACUUCCGAUGUCAACGCAAUCUAUACUUCCAUCCCAAGCGGAUAUGAAUCUCGAUAAACUCGCUUCUCUGGCAGACAAAAUACACGACAUCGCACUACCAGCAGAAAUUAAUUCGCUCCAAAAAGCAACAACAACAUCAGCAAUAGAAUCACGCAUUUCCCGUCUCGAAGCUUCGAUUAACGAGCUAGCUUCCAGUUUUAAGCGGCAGAGCAUAUCUCGUUCCCGUUCUCGUCAGCGCUUUCGUUCACGCACAUCUUCUCCAGCACUGAACAACGACACGUGCUGGUAUCAUCAAAAUUUCGGCAAUAAAGCGAAACGUUGCCGAUCGCCUUGCUCGUAUCAGGGAAACCUACCGUCGGACCACCGCGCCACCAAAAUCCAAUUCCUGGUGGAUACUGGCGCUGACCUCUGUACUUUUCCUAAAUCACUCGCACCUUGGCCGUCCGAACGAAUCAACUAUAAUCUCACAGCAGCAAAUGGGUCCACGAUUAACACCUACGGUUGCAUAACUCUAACACUAAACCUUGGCCUCAGACGGAAUUUUACAUGGCGCUUCGUGGUGGCGGACAUAACGAAACCUAUUAUUGGCGCAGAUUUUUUAGCUCAUUUCGGCAUCUUACCCGACCUCAAGAAUAGCUGCCUUAUCGACUCGAUAACUGGACUAAAAGCCGCAU
This is a messenger RNA of Bactrocera neohumeralis, 1096 nucleotides long. RefSeq lists its product as uncharacterized. Gene Ontology annotation, molecular function: aspartic-type endopeptidase activity. The transcript is spliced from 2 exons. NCBI's taxonomy places the organism in Eukaryota, Metazoa, Arthropoda, Insecta, Diptera, Tephritidae. The record is from RefSeq and is a predicted model, not a curated record. The annotation marks the transcript as partial. Gene Ontology annotation, biological process: proteolysis.